AUGAACAAAUCUAGAAGAAGAAGCCUGACAUUGUUUCUUCUUUGGCUUAUCACUCUCUCGCAUCAAAUUCAAUCUGUAGUUUGUGAAAUAGGGCAGUACAAUGAAGAGAAACCAUCUUUCUAUCAGGUAGUAUCAAGCACCAUGUCAUUGUUGAAGAAAUCUCAUAAAAAUUCUUGGGAAAAGAUCAAAACCAUUAUCCAUGACUUCCACUUGCAGUUUAUACCUCCAAAUCUAGAUUUUAGGGGCACAGGCACAGCAAAAGCUAGAGUUUCCGAAAGUGUAGGAGAGGAUAUGAAAGGAGCAGUUAAGAAAAACAUUGGAACAAGUAAAUUAUCAGUUGAGGAAACGGCGAAAUCUGCUGCAGAAUUUGCUGGAGAAGCUGCCCACAGAACUGCUGAGAAAGUGAAAGAGAUUGUCUCUAAUAAAGAAGAAUCUCAUGAUGAGCUUUAA
This is a messenger RNA of Durio zibethinus, 450 nucleotides long. RefSeq lists its product as uncharacterized. Lineage: Eukaryota; Viridiplantae; Streptophyta; Magnoliopsida; Malvales; Malvaceae. The record is from RefSeq and is a predicted model, not a curated record.